Episyrphus balteatus (marmalade hoverfly) is the source of this 6048-nucleotide messenger RNA. RefSeq lists its product as uncharacterized. The transcript is spliced from 29 exons. Bases 375 to 5822 code for a protein of 1815 amino acids. Lineage: Eukaryota; Metazoa; Arthropoda; Insecta; Diptera; Syrphidae. The record is from RefSeq and is a predicted model, not a curated record.
ACUAAAAACGAAAAAACUUAACAACAACAACAAAAAAUUCCGUUCCCCAAGAAAAUUUAGAAAACGGUCAGUUGCGAGCGGACCUCUGAAAAUAGCGGAACUUUUGCCAACCAUAGUCCGCGAAAAACGUUCAAUUUUUAACUUUUUUUAACUUAAAUUUAAGUUUAGCUUUUUAGUUUUUACAUAUUUUUUUUUAUUAAAUAAUUUAAAUUUCUUUUCUGUGUUAAUUCUUUGUUUCAUUUUUUGAUCGUUUCUCACGUUCGCUCAGUCAAAAUAAAAAUUUAAGUUAGAAAAUAAUACAUUUUUUUUUUCAAAUUUCAUUUUGUUUUAAAUAAUAUUUAAAAAAAAGUUGCAUACAAAUUUUUCAAAACGAUAUGACAUUUUCGCGAAUAAAAGUGAUAACUAUAUUAGUGUGCUCAUUUUUGGCACUUAGUUUUCCCGGAUAUGUAAACUGUGCAAACAAAAAAGGAUCACAGGGUGGUGGCUCUUCUGCCCCACCACCACCACCAGCACUUCCUCUUGAACCAGAAGCCGUAAUCGAGGAGGUCAAUGCAAAGCAAUUGGAUAAGCUCCUAGCCGAAAAGGAUUACGUAGCUGUAUUCUGGUAUGCCAGAAGUUGUGUUACCUGUGAUAAAGUAUUGUCUGAGCUCGAAAAAAUUGACGAUGACACUGAUUCGUUUGGUGUGGAUUUUGUGAAAAUUAACGAUAAACGACUAGCAAAACAAUAUGGAAUUAAGAAUUUCCCAGCACUCACGUAUUUCCGUGAAAAGGAACCAAUUAUCUACGAUGGCGAUCUCAUGGACGAAGAAGGCGUCCUCGAUUUCCUUACAUCCCUCGAAGCCAUGGACCUGCCCGAUCGCAUUGAAGAAGUCAACGCAAAGAUUUUGCUCAAAAUCAUCGAGGACACAGAUUUCGUAGCUGUUCUUUUCUGUCCUGAUCAUGCGACAUGUCCUCCAAGGGUAAUGGAUAAACCGGAUUGCAGAAAAUGCGCCAAGGCGCUACAGGAACUGGAGAACAUUGACGAUGAAGCCGAUCAACUGGGAAUUGGAUUUGUCAAAAUCCACGAUGAAGCUCUGGCCGAUGAAUACAAUCUAGGUGGCCUACCUGCGCUGGUUUACUAUCGUCAUCAAACACCAAUUAUCUACGAAGGUGAAUUGUCCCGCGAAGAAGAUGUCCUCGAAUGGUUGGUUCAAAAUAAGUCAACAGGUGACGAAGAUGAUGUCAUCGAAGAUGUAACUGCCAAAACGCUGGGAACCCUGAUCAGCAACAUUGACAAUUUGGUUGUACUUUUCUAUGAUCACGGGGACGAUGACUCCAUGACCGUAUUGGAAGAGCUAGAAAAAAUUGACGACGACUGUGACAAACAUGGCAUUCAGUUUGUUAAAAUUGAUGACGCUAAGGUCGCAGCUGAAUUUGGAAUUGAUUCGAUUCCAGCAAUUGUGUACUUUGAAAAACAAAUUCCAAAUGUUUACGAUGGAGAUCUGAUGGAUGAAGAUCAGAUUCUGCACUGGUUGUUAGGACAAUUAGAAAGUGACGAAAUCGAAGAUGUUACUGACGAAAUGCUCGACAAGCUGGUCAAGGAGGGCAAAGUAAUGGCAGUUCUUUUCUAUGACAACAAUGACAAAAAGUCACAAAGAGUUCUGGAAGAACUAGAAAAUAUCGAUGAUGAAUGCGAUUCGCUGGGUAUAACCUUCGUUAAGAUCGACAAUCCUGAGGAAGCUCUCGAGUAUGGCAUAAAUAAAGUUCCUAAAUUAAUCUACUUUGAAAAAGGCAUUCCGACCAUAUAUGAAGGCAAUUUAGAGGAUGAAGAGAAGCUACUCAAAUGGCUUGAAGAUCAAACUAGUUCAGAUCAAAUUGAAGAUGUUACCGAUGAGAUGUUAGAUUUGAUUGUGGAAAAAAUGUCAUAUGUAGCGGUGUUGUUUUACGACAAAGAUCAAAAGAAAUCACAAAAGAUUCUUGCCGAACUGGAAAACAUUGACGAUGAAUGCGAUCAAAAUGACAUUGCUUUUGUCAAAAUCGACGACGAUAGCGAAGCCAAGGAAUGGGGUAUUGAUGAGAUUCCAUCAAUUGUUUUCUACGAACGUGGUAUUCCGCAUAUUUAUGAAGGCGAUUUAAUGAAGGAAGAUGAACUUCUUGGCUGGUUGAUUCAUCAAAAACGUUAUUCUGAAAUUCCAGAAGUUACUGACGAAAUGAAGGAUAAACUAAUUGAGACCACCGAGCAUUUAGCUGUUAUAUUUUACGAUAAGGAAGAUAAACAAGACAUUCGUGUAUUGAAUGAACUUGAAAACAUCGAUGAUGAAUUAGAAAAAGAAGGCAUUGUUAUUGUGCGCAUUGAUAAUGCUGCCGAAGCUAAAGAAUACGGCUUAGAUCAUUUGCCAGCAUUGAUUUAUUUCGAAGAGAAAAUUCCAGCUCUCUACGAAGGCGAUCUGAUGAAUGAAGAAGAAGUUUUGGAAUGGCUUAUUUUACAAAAGAGAACUUCAACAAUUGAAGAAGUUACCGAUGAAAUUUUGGUUAAUUUGAUCAAUGAUCAUGAAUAUGUUGUUGUUUUCUUUACUGGCAAUUGUGAACCUGGUGAUAAAUGUGAAAAAACUUUGAAUGCACUUGAAAGCAUCGAUGAUGAAUUAGAUGAAGCUGGCAUUAUUUUUGUUACAACUGAAGAUACAACUUUGGCUAAGAAAUACGGAAUCAAGACAUAUCCACAAUUGGUGUUCUUUAGAAAUCGUGAUCCAAUGGUAUUCCCUGGUGAUUUGGAUGAUGAAGAUGAAGUUUUGUCGUGGGUUACUGAUGAAGAAACUUUGGAAAUUCCUGGAAAAAUUGAAGAAGUCAAUAUGAAAAUGUUGGAGAAGAUUUUGUCGGAAAAUGAACAUGUUGUUGUGUUUUUCUAUCGUGAAGGAGACAAAAAAGCCCAAAAGAUCUUAAAUGAAUUGGAAAACAUUGACGAUGAAUGUGAAGAAAAGGAUAUUAAUUUCGUUAAAACUUCCGACGAAGGCAUUGAUAAAGAAUAUGAUGUACAAACACUGCCCGCUCUUGCAUUCUACAGAAAUAAAUUUAGGACAUUCUAUCAAGGUGACUUGAUGAAGGAAGAAGAAAUUCUUGAAUGGGUUAUUGAUCUUUAUGAGUCCAAUGCUGAUGUUAUUGAAUCUGUUGAUCGUAAAACACUUCAAGUAUUGAUCAAUGAUGUUGAACAUUUAGCAGUAUUUUUCUAUGAUGAUAAGUGCAGCACAUGUUCAGAAAUUCUCGAAGAACUAGAGAAUAUUGAUGAUGAUACAGACAAACAUGGUAUUCAGUUUGUCAAAUCCAAUGAUGUCAAAUUAGCCCAUGAAAUCGGAAUAUUUGCUUUCCCAGCUUUGGUGUACUAUGAAACUGGAGUUCCGAUCAUGUAUGAUGGAAGUCUCUCCGAUAACCAAGAAGUAUUCCAAUGGAUUCUUGAGCAAAAAGCCGAUGAAACCAUUGAAGAAAUCGAAAGAAAUACACUCUUUGACUAUAUUGCCACAAAAGAUUUCCUAGCCGUUGUAUUUUAUAAAGAAGAAGAUGCUGAUACACCAAGAAUACUUCGACAUAUUGAAUUGAUUGAUGACGAAGCUGUUGAAUAUGGAAUAAGUAUUGUUAAAAUGAAAGAUCGUUUAAUGGCAAAGAAAUAUGGAUAUAGAAAUCCUCCAGGAAUAACUUAUUUUAGGAAAGGAAAGUAUAUAAAUUAUGACGGUGAUAUUGAUGAUGAGGAGGAAGUUCUUGAUUGGCUUACGAGUCCUGCUAAUAUGGAAAUGACAGACCACAUCGAACAGGUCAACCGAAAAAUGUUUGAGAAAAUUCGCAAGGCAUCUGAUUACUUGGCCGUUAUUUUCUAUAGCGAUGAAUGCAAGCAAUGUCCAAGAGUUCUAGCUGAAGUUGAACACAUUGAUGAUGAAGCUGACAAAGAAGGCAUAGAUUUCGUUAAGAUUGACGACAGACAAAUGGCCAAGGAAUAUGGUGUAUUUGCAUUACCUGCAAUUGUAUUCUUUAAACCAACUUCUAAGGAACCUGUCAUUUAUGCUGGAGAUCUGUAUGAGGAAGAACAAAUCCUAGCCUGGCUAUUAACACAAAAGGAUCCAAGUGGUGACGUCAUAGAAGAUCUAGAAGGAGAGCGAUUAAUUCAUCUUAUCGAGGAAUCCGGUUCUAUAGCUGUGUAUUUUUGGAACAAAACACAAUGCGACAUUUGCAGCUCGAAGGCGAUGCGAAAGGCGCGCAUGAAAAAAGAGCGCGAACAACAGCAAGAAGGUGGUGGCGCUAGUGCUGCAGCCGCUUUUGGGGGCGAAGAAACUAUGGAGGCAUCUGAAAAACCAACACAUCACGAAGAGGAUACUGAUGGAUGCGAACAGUGCACAAAAGUAUUGGAGGAAUUGGAGAAUAUUGACGAUGACUGCGAUAAGCAUGGAAUAACUUUUGUCAAAACAAAAGACUUCUCAGUUGCGGAUGGCUAUGGAGUACAUGAUUAUCCAGCACUGGUGUACUUUGAAGGAGGAAUUCCGAAUGUUUUUGAAGGUGAACUUAACGAAGAAGAAGAAGUACUACAAUGGCUGAUAACACAAAAAACAGAAGAUCGAAUAGAGCUUAUCACUCGACAAAUGUUAGAAACUAUGGUCGAAGAAACCCAAUAUCUAGCUGUUUAUUUCUUACCCCCAGAUCGAAAUGGAAAACCACCCGCUUAUUGCCGAACUUUUUGCGCUCCAAUUAUGUAUUCGACCAAUAUCACCACCACCAAUCCCGCUAAAAAAGCCUUUGUACAGAAUUACAUCACGCAAAAAAGAAACCGUGUCCGUAAACAAGAUAAAAUCAAUUGUAACAUUUGUGAUCAGAUUUUGGAAGGAUUGGAGAUGAUCGAUGAUGAAUGUGAUGUUUUUGGCAUUCAUAUGGUCAAAAUUCAGGAUCCUCAAUUAGCCAAACGUUAUUCCAUAAAAACUUUCCCAGCCCUUGUUUACUUCAGAAAUGGAAAUCCUCUUCUCUUUGAGGGUGAUCUUCAAAACGAACAAUCUGUCCUAGAAUGGUUAAUUGAUGAUGAUAACCGAGAAUUAGCUGAUGAAAUUGAAGAAGUAAACGAAAGAAUGCUCGAUCGUCUAAUGGCUGAGUCUACACUUUUGGUUGUUUUCUUUUAUGAUGAAGAUUGUGCAGAAUGUGAAGAAAUUCUCGAAGAAUUGGAAGAAAUUGACGGAGAAGCCGACAUGUUUGGCAUUGAUUUUGUUAAAAUUGCUAGCGUUGAUGCUGCCAAGAAAUAUGAAAUUGUUAAUAUUCCAUCUUUAGUUUAUUUCCGAAAACAAGUUCCUGUGCUGUAUGAUGGUGACUUACAUCAACAUGAUAAAAUCAUAACUUGGUUAACAUCUCAAGAUGUAUUCGAAAUUAAAAACGAAAUCGAAGAAGUCAAUCGUAAAAUGUUGGAUAAACUUUUGGAAGAAAAUGAAUUCAUUACCGUCUUUUUCUACGAACAUAAUCAACAAGACAGUGCAGCAGCUUUGGAGAAGUUAGAAAAUAUUGACAGCGAAACUGACAAUCUUGAUAUAACUUUUGUCAAAAUGGCUGAUUCCAGAUAUGCCAAAAAGUGGGGAGUUACUAAACUGCCAGCUAUGGUCUACUUUAGAAGAAGAUUCCCCAGUAUUUAUAGAGGGGACCUCCUAUCGGAAGAUGAAGUCUUAGAAUGGCUAAGAAAAAAUCGUUUCCGACAGCCCGAACUUAAUAUUUUCAUGUAUGCCCUUAUAGCGUUAGGUGUUGGUUUUGUUAUGUAUACGGCGUUCCUUAUGCAAUGUUUCAAACCUACACCUCCACCGCCCGUUCAACAUCCUAAACAGACGUGAUAGACUUAAUUAAUCGUAAUUUAUUUUUAAUAAAGCAAAAUGCACGCUAUCAAUAAAAAAAAAAUUCAUAAAAAAAUGUAAAUCAAUGACAUCGACCAACACACAAAAAUACUAACGCUAUAGUCUAAAUUAGACAAAUCAAAUUAAAAAUAAACAAAACAAAAACAAAAAAAAAACAGUAUAUAAAAUUAAAUUAAAAACAAAAUAAAAAAAGAAAAAGAAAAAA